Messenger RNA from Gopherus evgoodei (Goodes thornscrub tortoise), 5081 nucleotides. RefSeq names its product prostate androgen-regulated mucin-like protein 1 (gene PARM1). The coding region runs from base 103 to 1074 and encodes 323 amino acids. The transcript has 4 exons. Lineage: Eukaryota; Metazoa; Chordata; Testudines; Testudinidae. Gene Ontology annotation, cellular component: plasma membrane; Golgi apparatus; late endosome. The record is from RefSeq and is a predicted model, not a curated record.
GCCUCCGGAGGGGCCGGGCAUGGAGCAGACGCGCGGAGGCUGCAGCUGCUGAGUGCGCCCCGCUGUCGCCCGGCUGCUCCUGCUCCUCUCCCGCCGCGGACCAUGGUCUGCCCGGCUCGCCUGGCCCUCCUCCUCCUCCUCGCGGCAGGAUUGAGUGUUCACUCUGCACAUUCAGAACUUACAUCCUCUCUCAGUCCUUCUGAGAGAAGUACCAUUGCGUCAGAAUCAACUCAAACUACUGUCCAUGUCACCCCUGCUGCUAGCACAUCAGCAAACAAGCUACUAUCAGCAACAGCAGUAACAGCGACCACUUCAAGAGACAAAGUCACCUCAGAACCAGCAGAACAGGGCGAUACCACAAUCUCCUCAGGCACCACAAAAGAGUUGUCAGCUACCACUACACAUCUUGCCUCACAUACGGAAAGAGCAAAUGUUUCAGCCACCAGCCCGUCACCGUCAUCAAGCACUGGGUCAGAAUUAACAGUCACAGAACACAGCUCUGAGACUUCAGUUUCCAACCUGACAAAUGCAACAGCUCCAGAUACAGCCACCUCUCCCACAACAGCUCCAGAUACAGCCACCCCUCCCAAAGAGACCCCAGCAACCACCUUUUCUCACCUAAUUAAUACCUUGUCGUCUUCGACAUCGGCAGGUUCUUUCAGACAGACCACCAUUACAAAUCAAAACACAACCCAGCUGCCAAACACAAACGCAUCCACAGCAGCACCCGCUACAGAGAAUGCCUCUACUAAAGAGAUACCCCCAGUGUCCCUCUCAUUAGGCCCAGUGAUCAGACAAACAUCUCAAGUGACUUUGGCAACCAAGUCUGUCUCAGAGGCCGUCUCCACGGAUAGCACCACUUUCUCCACAGGAGUAACCAUGGAAGAGGUCCAGCGUGCUUUAAGUUCAGGAAGCAUUGCAGCCAUUACAGUAACGGUCAUUGUGGUGGUGCUGCUGGUAUUCGGGGUGGCAGCAUACCUUAAGAUCAGACAUUCUUCAUAUGGAAGGCUGUUGGAUGAUCAUGACUACGGCUCCUGGGGAAACUACAACAACCCUCUCUAUGACGACUCUUAGCAAAGGAAAGUUAAUUGGGACAAGAAAUAAAUGUUCUUAUUUAUAAGUGCUUAUACAGUAGAACAAUAAUAAGUCGCCGGAUGUGCAUCCACUUCCAGUUCCAUCCCAUCUUCUCUUCCUCUGUUACACCAUGGAAUCAUACUUUUAAGACAAGCCUAAAUGCUGAAUCAUUGCAGUGGGACUAAACUGAAGCUGACGGACUGCAGUCACGGUCUCGAAACCAAAGGCGGUCACUCCACAAGCGCAAUAAAUUUGAGUUUAUGCUUUUAAGGAGGAAAUUAUAUUAAAAUCUCAGUGAGGGGAUGGGAAGUAAUCACCGAAAGGUUUUCAUCUGUAUGGCUUCUGUUCCUUUGAUUUCUCUUUAAUCUUCCCUGUCUGUUCAGAGCAGAUGGGGUUCUGGUAAGAGCUCUGCAGUGCAGUACAGGCCUUCUACUGUUUAUUACCAAAAGAUCAAAACAAAUUACCCAGGAGGCUGGGAAGUAGAGAAAAGGGAAACUCAGCAGGGUCAUGCCAGAAACUGAUGCUUUUAUUGUUGGUCGUCUUUACCAGGGUGUCUCAUUUUCAGAAUGUUAUAAUUAUAAAUCCAGCCAAAGGUUAAAUCCACCAUCUAUGUCACGGUGGGCGGCAGGUUUGCACACUGAUGUGUUACGCCUUAAAGUGGAAAAUUAGUGAUAAGCAGGAAGGGGUGACAAAGGUACCACUGCUGCUGCCAUGAAGGCACGUGGUAGAAACGCCGGCAGGAGCUGGGAACUUUCUUUUUGGAAGGGUGAAACGUUAGGAGAAAACCCGUACAUUGUCAGCACCGUGGCAACGUAAGAUUCCCUGAAGCGCAACAUUCACAUUCAAAACACCACUUCCUCUGAUCCGACUGCUGCUAGUGAAGAAUAUGGUUAUACCCAAAAUAAACUGCAACUAGGAGAAACCAGUUCUGCUGCCCUUCCCUUCAUUUAGGCUGCUGGGAUGAGUAACUACUAUUUAACACGAGGUAAAGAUCGCAGAAUUAGGCCCAAAAUUAGAAGAUGUGGUAGAGGUUUUCAAAACAGUCUAUGGGAAUUGCACACAUACCUCUCUCUUUGAAAUUAACCCCUGGGAUGCUUUGCUUUGAGUCUCUCAACUUCAUGUUUAAUAGCUGUUCCCUGCAGCAAAUCUUCAGACCAAUUCAGUCAUUUCUCUCUCCCUGACCUCUCCCUUUUCUUUUCUAAAUGUGUGAACAAGUCUGGGUGUGUUUGUUUAUUACAUAAAAGAAACUUGACAGAUCACCAGUGCUGUAAGGAAACAAAUAUAGCGCCUGUUUCUACAGAAUCGGAGAUAGAAGUGUUGUCAUCUGCUACAUAUAUUGCUUUAUUGAAUUAUGUUCUUACAGUUAUUUUUAUCUGGUACGGUCAUUUGCUAAAACAAGCAGGUAUUUUUAAUCCAGAGUUUGUGCUUACUAAACCUGCUACUGCUCCCAGUAAAGAAAGCCAGAGGGGUUCAUUUAUGAGGAGAUCAGAACAGACUUGGCUUGUUUAAAUGCACAAUAGCAUUUCCCAUUGGAGCACACAGGGCCGGCUCCAGGCACCAGCUAAAGAAGCAGGUGCUUGGGGUGGCCAAUACCAGGGGGCAGCCCUCCGGCUGCUAUUGGGGCGGUAGCUCUGGGUCUUCAGCGGCAAGUCCCUCACUCCCUCAGAGCGAAGGACCAGCCGCCGAAUUGAAGAGUGGAGCGGUGAGAUCGCGCUGCUGCAGCUUUUUUUUUUUUGCGCGCCGCUUGGGGGCAAACCUUGUCUUUUUCAGAGUAGUUUUUCCAUUGUUUUAAAAAGCCAACACAGUAUCAUUAGGUUAACAUGCAUUAGCUCAUCAAGGCUGCAGUGGUGGUUGGGAUGCAUUUCCAUUUUACCAGUUUGACAGGUGAACCAAGACCUGCACUCCCAAAACGUAAUCUUGGAUGGAAACUUGCUUUGUAGCUGUCACUCCCCUUUGUCAGAUAGAAGGCACAGGUAACUACUUGAGUGCAGCAGGACAUUUUGCUGCAGUGGUUUUAGUUCCACUGGAUGAGAUACCUGUGCUGGGGCCUUGCUGUUGGGAAUAAAAGUCACCUCUACGGAGAACACAGACCAUGUUUGAAAACCAGUCAAGAACUAUGAAUUAUUGGUACUGCAGUAGCACUAGGAGCCCCAGUCAUGGAUCGGGGCCCCAUUGUGCUGUAUAGAAACAGAACCCCUGCCUCAGAGCACUUGGGGAGCUCACCUUGGGUACUCCAAAGUAGUAGCACCUAAAAUUAGUGGACGCUUGGAAUAUAUGCUGUCAGUCCAGACUCCCUCAGUCAAAUCGGGAUAAGAAGUUACCUAGCAUCACUUUAAGGAGUGUUGUGAGGUUUAGGGUCUAAACUGCUUUGAAACGCAGUCUGCAUAAAUACAAACGACAAUGAGAAACCAGCAUGUGUUAACUCCUUGUGCUUAACAAUCUGCCCUACUUUGUAUUUCGCUGAGGCACUAAUGACCUUUCCCAAGCCUGAAGAACCAGAAAGUUCAAAAGCUUGCCUCUUUCCCCAACAAAAUUUGAUCCAACAUGAGAAAUCAUACAAAAGUACCCUUGUUGGGGCCAUUAUUAUUGCUCUGUACCAUUACAUGGGAUUCCUACUGUAGUACCCUAAAGAUAUAGAUUAUGGAUUGCUUAAAAAAUACAUUGUUUCUACAGCAGCUUUCAAAUAAGGAUCUUAUGGUGCUUUAUAGACAUUAAUUAAGCCUCACACACACCUUUGAUACAGGGAAGUGUUAUCACAUUACAGUUGGGGAAACACCCAGGGGUUGUCACUGGUCACAAAUGGCACAGAAAGAAAGAAACCAAGUCUAUUGCCUUGGUUCUGCCCAUCAGACCACAUUCCCUACCAUCUCUCGGUACUCACAAAAAGAUUAUAUCUGUUUUAUAUUUCCCACAUUCCUUGUGUUAAAUCUAUUUCAUUUAGUUAUGUUAGGUACAUCCAACAUCACUGGAAUGUCUCAGUGUGUCAGGGAAACAAACAAUUCAAGAUCAAAGGCUAGCGGUGGCCCACUUAGAGAAAACCACCUGUUUUGCUCAGUCCCUCCCACCUCCACUGCAGAAGUUAGCAUAUCAUAAGUCAAAAAAAUUCUGAAAAGUUGAUCAUCAACUUCUUCAGAAAGAGUAGUGCUUCUCCAGUCUUCUUUGGAAAGAGCUGGGGAAUUAGCAGAUUCAAAGGAGCUCAACACUGGACGAAUGACACAUCUCAUGCCUAGUUUCAGUUGUGAAAGAAACAAGGGAUGAGGUGGGUUUAGAAGAAGGGAGCUACUAAGUCAUCUCCUAACAGGAUUUUUUGUUUAAUGGCUAGAGAGCUUUUCCCAGCAGUUUUCAUGUCACCCAAUUGAUGGACGUUGUGCUUUAUGGACACAAAAUAAUGAGGAGGUCCCUGCUUCGUAGAGCUUUCGAUCCAAGUAGCUGGUUGCUGGCCUAUCAAAAGCAGUUACCAUAUACAGGUUAUUUCUAAUGCCAGGCCCCCCAUAUGCCCUAGUGGGGACAGCCAAAGUCAUGUGAUGGGAUGUCACAACCAUGGCAUCAGUAAUAAGAGCAGUUGAUGAAAUACCAGAGAAAACUGCAAGGACUGUCUGAAGUCUGUGUCAAGGGAGCUUCCAAGAUCUCCUAGUUCCAGCAGAGUUAGCUGUUCAUUAGUUCUCCUUUCUCCGAUUUGCCCUGGAUUACAGCCCCACCUUAGUGCAUUCCUCUUUCCCCGACGCCUCGGAGGAGGGAUUCACAGUAUGUUAGGAUGAUAAUUUGCACAUUCACCUUUUGCCUCUAGCUUUCUGGCAAUGAAUGGAUCAGUAAGGCUGCUUUUAUUAAAAAAAGGCAACAGAUGGCAGAGCCAAAACUCAGUCUGUAACAGUGGUCAUUUUUACUUGGGGCAGGUGAGGAAAAAAUGGGAAGAUUUAAGUGGAGCCAAUUGGAUAUUUGAUGUCAUCAUAACCACAUUCAUUGUAAGAUAUACCAGUGACACCAAUUAAAGUCAUGCAAAGCUUGUG